Molecule: messenger RNA, 3985 nt
Organism: Plectropomus leopardus (leopard coralgrouper)
Lineage: Eukaryota; Metazoa; Chordata; Actinopteri; Perciformes; Serranidae
Gene: dsc2l
Product: desmocollin 2 like
Biological process (GO): cell migration; adherens junction organization; cell morphogenesis
Cellular component (GO): catenin complex; adherens junction; plasma membrane
Molecular function (GO): calcium ion binding; beta-catenin binding; cadherin binding
Source: RefSeq, a predicted model, not a curated record
GCAGAGCACAGCCCAGCCCUAAGGUGCUUUCGCCUGCGGGUCUGAUACAGGGAGGCUCAGUCUGGGUGUGGCAGCCAAGGUGUGUCUGCUGUUGACUCACUGCCAGUGCAGACAGAUACCGCGGCUCUGAGAAAAAAACUGUCCGUCCUCCAUACUGCGCACACAAGUGCAGGAAAAGACCAGUUUUUCUAGUGGAGAUUUUAACGCCAACUCAAAUCCAUCAUCUGCCACUCUUUGGACGACUCACUGCCGGUGGAGUCGAGCUUUUUCCCACGGACGGUGAAAAGUUUCAGAAAUGGCGAAUGUUGUUAUUUUUAACCUUUUCCUGGUGGUGCUCCUGUCCGGUGCGGAGUCGUGUUUUGUCACGGGGUCCGUCCACGAAAUUGUACCAUACAUAAUGAAACGUGGACACAAAAUAAUGAAAGUUCCAGUUACAGACUGCGAAGCCAAAUCACUGCGCUUUACCUGUGAGGACCCGAGUUUUAAUGUAACGACUGGCGCAGUUUUAGAGACUGUAAAGCCCGUGUGGGUGGCAGCAGGAGGGCGGACAUUUUCUGUGUGGGCUCAGGACAACAAUGGGCCGAAAAGUGAGAUGGUAGUUCACCUUGUCCACAGUGCAAUAGAGAAAAGACAGCCCACUGACAUCCUGAAGCGCUUCAAGAGACGCUGGAGCCCCCCUCCCUUCAACAUAAUGGAGAAUGAAAAGGGACCUUUCCCCAGAGAUAUUGAGAAGUUACAGUCAGACUCGCAACAGAAUCGGUCGGUGUACUACAUCCUCAGCGGACCGGGUGUCAAUCAUCAUCCAGUGGGCGUGUUCAGUCUCAACCCUAACACUGGGAUGUUGACUGUGCACAAGGCAGUCGAUCGUGAAGAGUACCCAAAGUUUAUAUUAACGACCAGAGUUUUCGACAAAAACACGCAUCAACAGACAGACAAGCCUUUGGACAUCACAGUAGAAGUAGAUGAUGAGAACGACAACGCUCCGACAUUCAAAGGCCCUCUAGAGUUCACCGUGGCCGAGCAAAGCCUUGCAGGUGCAGUGGUGGGAAAAGUGAAUGCUACAGACAGAGACAAAGAGGGAACCAGCCAUGUCAAGAUCAGGUAUACUCUCUUGACCGGAUUAGACCUGUUUUCCAUCAACACAGCCACAGGUGUCAUCAGCACAGUAACCAACACACUGGAUAGAGAGACAAAAGACAAGUACGCGGUGACAGUACAAAUCAAAGAUAUGGAUGGUGCACCAAAUGGCCUGUCCAACACAGGAACAGCAACCAUUACUGUGGGUGACAUCAAUGACAACCCACCUACUUUCACAAAAGUGCCUUUAACAGCCAAGGUCAAAGAAAACGAGAAAGAAAAACUUCUCCUCCGAAUUCCCGUUGAAGAUAAGGAUUUAAAAGGCACACCAAAUUGGAUUACGAAAUUUGUCAUCAUGAAAGGAAAUGAAAAUGGAAAUUUCAGAAUUGAUACUGAUCCCAAAACAAACGAUGGGCUUCUGUAUGUGGCAAAACCUUUAAAUUAUGAGCAGAACCCAAAGGUAAAGCUUGAGAUUCAGGCACAGAAUGAAGCUCCGCUAAAAGGCACCUCUGACAAAUGGCUGUCCAUCCCUGUGGACAUUAAUGUCAGUGAUGAAGACGAGGGUCCAGAAUUCACGGCUCCUAUUGUACACUUCACUGUCAAAGAGAACACAGCGAAUGGCACACUGAUUGGAAAGUACCUGGCUGUGGAUCCUGAGACCAAGAGUAGCGCCGGCAUCAAGUAUUACAAGCUCACAGACCCAGCAAACUGGAUCAGUGUGGACCGAAAUAAUGGAGAUCUGAGGGUGGCAAACACAAUUGACAGAGAGUCACAGUUCGUGAAGGAUGGACAUUACAAUAUCAGCAUGAAGGCUGUUGAUGCUAGCAGCAAGACUGGAUUGGGAACAGUCGUUAUUAAGAUUAUUGAUGAUAAUGACAACGUGCCAUUGAUCCCCACCAGCGAGCUGGUGAUGUGUGAGAAGGGAGGGGAGCUCGGCUCUGUGCUGGUUACGGCUGAGGACAACGACCUGUACCCCAACUCUGCCCCCUUCAUCUUUAGCUUGAAAGAUGACGGCACCAAAUGGUCUUUGACACGUUUCAAUGACACUGCAGCUACAUUGCAACAGCUGAAAGAGCUUCCUACAGGGAAACACGAUGUAGGCAUGGUUGUCUCAGAUCUGCAGGGCAGUAGUAAAGAACAGACGGCCAAAGUCAGGAUCUGCCAGUGCAGGAAUGGAGCCUGCAUGACCAAGCCAAGCUCUAUAUCGCUGGGGCCACUGGGUAUACUGACUUUACUGUUGCCUCUGCUCCUUCUCCUACUGCUCGCCGCACUGCUUGCAAUUUUCUGUGUGACACAGAGAGAUCCAGUGCAGAUUAUAGAUGGAGAUGGCAGCGGUGGAAUCCUGCUCAAAUCAAACACAGAGUCCCGAGGGGAAGAAGUGGACGCAAGUAUUUUCAAACCUCCCUCCCAGCUGGUGCCUGAACAGGUUGUGAAGGGCUCAGUUAAGGAGUCUAUGGUGAAUGCAACAUGGCCGGGGAACAAGAGCACCAGCACAAUCGGAGGACAGGAAGUGGGGAUAUAUAGGCCCGGUGUCAUCACAACUGAUAUGCAAGAGUUCUAUUCUGGCCAGUAUGAUAGCCAGUAUGGCACUCAAAACUUUAGUGGCAACCUUGUGGAAAGUGGCUUUGACAACAGAUACCUCACCCAGGACUCAACUUUCCUCCGCAACUGGCACACAAAUGGCCGCUAUCUACACCAGAAGCUGGGCUAUUUUGGAACAGAGGAGGACGGACGGUACGCCGACGACAUCAUCCACUCCUACGGGUAUGAGGGGGUGGGAUCUGCAGCCGGCUCUGUGGGAUGCUGCAGUGAGUUUGCUGACAACGAUAACCUCGACUUCCUAAACACGAUCGGACCGAAGUUUAAGACUCUAGGAGAGGUCUGCAGACCGACAUGAACAAUGAAGCUCAGAAAUAAUGGUGUUUACUUUUCACUGUACAGGAUGUAGAGAGGCCUGGGAUAUGAAUGCUUGAUAUGCCCCUGAACAUGAAUGAGAAAAAGAACAAGCAGGUGGCGUCAGUGUGUGCACUGUCACCGCUCAGUUUAUGUUGUAAGGUUGUUGUUUUUUGUUUUGUUUUGGGUUUUUUUUUUUGCUGAUUUUUUGGUAGAAGUCUCUUGCACUGAAAACUAUGCAGAUGCACAGUCUGUUGUACAUACUUUGUGUUGUGUGUUAUGUGUUGUUUGCCUUAAAAGUCCUUCUUUUCCAUUCAUCCAUUAACUAUACCUGCUUGCAGACGGUCAUGGGGUGCUGGUUUUGCCAGUUCAUAAUGGUAGUUUUAUGGGUAUGUGCAGUGAAGGGCUGUGGUUUUCUAUCUACUGUAUGAGUAACAAAUUUGGGUAUUUUGGUAUAGCUGUGUUCACAGUGAAGAUACAAUUUUACAUUUGUUUGGCUAAGUUAAAUUGCUUGCUAAAUGUUAUAGUUUUGAUAUAUUUCUUAAGGAAAAAUAAAACAAAAUAAGCUCCGAAAUAUCGAUCAGUUUUGAUCAAUAAUAUCAAUUGUCUUCCACUGGUUUUCCAAAUCCUCCGGUAAUUAUCUGUGUACACAAAUUCCUCUGCAGCACUUAACCGUUGAUUGGGCGUAGUUUAAGCCCUGUGUGUCAUUGAGGUUGUUGCAACAUAUACUACCAGUAAUCCUGUGAAAGUUAGCACAAGGGCGUGGAUGUGAUGAGUAAGUUGAAUACAAGCCAGACCAGACACAACAAAAGAUAAAUGUCUUGGAAAAAUGCCCUUGAACCUCCCAAUGAAAGGGAAUCUUGACAUUCCCAGUAUCUUACGUUGGUGAAGUUGUAAUUUUGCAUGAUCAUUAAAGCACGAUUCUCCUGGUGAACUUUUGCUACUGUAACAAAUGUAGUUUUUUAUAGUCUCAGUUUAUAAUACAUUUAAAACAAAUAAAAUCUAUGAAAUAAAA